CUGCCGUACCAUCCCAGCGGAGCGGUCGAGGCGGAAACAGAUGAUUUGUCCUUUCUGAGGCUCAUUUCUUCCCGCAGAAGACUUCGCACCGUCGGUCUGGGAAAUAAAAACACGGGACAGGUCGAGCUUCACAGAUGCGGCGAUGCCGUUCACAGCAGACUGAGUCCACUGCUCCGAUGAGCCGCCGCUGAGUCCGAGCCCUCGUCGUGAACGCCGACCGGUGGGCGGGGCCUGCCUUGCCCAGGGGGCGUGUCCUGUCAUGGACAGCAGGAGCAGCAUCGACUCGCGGCUGACCGGGAGGGGAAUGGGAUCCGUGGACGCCAUCCCCGCCUCCGUGAGGGUGGAUUCGUACGACGCCGCGGAGAAGAAGUGCAUCUCCGACGUGAGGAGGACCUUCUGCCUCUUCGUCACCUUCGACCUCCUGUUCAUCACGCUGCUCUGGAUCAUAGAGCUCAACGUGAACGGCGGCAUCCAGACGCAGCUGGAGAAAGAGGUCCUGUGCUACGACUACCACGCCUCCUUCUUUGACAUCUUUCUGCUGGCCGUCUUCAGGUUCGCCGUUCUCAUCCUGGCCUACGCCGUCUGCAAGCUCCGCCACUGGUGGGCCAUUGCUGUCACCACGGCCGUCUGCUGCGCGUUCCUGAUCGCUAAGGUCAUUUUAUCCAAGCUGCUGUCCCAGGGGGCCUUCGGCUACCUGCUGCCCAUCAUCUCCUUCGUUCUGGCCUGGAUAGAAACGUGGCUGCUGGACUUCAAGGUCCUUCCUCAGGAGGCCGAAGACGAGAACAGAUAUCAGUCCUUCAUGGACGCCACGGAGAGGGCUCCCCUCAUGGGUCCGGGUCCUUUAUCCGACGGGCAGUUCUACUCACCCCCGGAGUCUGUGGCAGAUUCAGACGAGGAUCUGGACGACAAACACGACCCGGAGAAAGGGCUGAUUCAGCAGGUGACCUAACAGGCCGCCGGGUCCUGACGGACGCGUCCCGCUGCUCCCGUCCCGCUGCUCCCGUCCCGCUGCCGAGGGAACGUUUCUGCCUUACGUCUUCAGCUGUUUUAGUUUUUAUCCGUCUCCAGCGAGUCCACGGACGCAGCUCUCAGCCUUCUCAACCCUGGAAACGACGUCUGCGGCCACUUUCAGCACGUUCACCUUCUGAGGGAAUUCACUUUUAUACGGAAACGCUCUCAAAGUUUGGUUGAAUUAAAUGAAAUCAAUACUUUUUUCAGAGCUCAUUUCCAAUAUUCAACUAUAAUUCAAGCUACUGCAUUUUUGUUUUACACGUUUUUACUGUUAAAUGUUUACUUUUAAUUUGCUGAUUGUGUUUGACUGUGAGGGGAAGAAGCUGCACAGACUCUGGAUGAUGAAGGGCCGUCGGCUCAGAACCGGGCUUUUGGACCAGUUUGCAGUAAUCGUGACCAUGAACUCUCUUUGAAGACUUUUAAAGUCUUAAAAGAUUAAAAAAAAAAAGGACUGUUUGCUUCCAGGAGAGAGCGAAGAACUGCAUGUGGAAAUAAAAAAGAAGUUUAAUUUACAGAGGCGGUUCUGGCGCCAAAGGGAAACCGUGAAAGCUGCUGCGAUGUUGAAGUAUUACUGUACAUAUGUUCACGCAUGUCUCACAACUGCACAGGUUGGGUUUUAAUAAGAGCUUGUCUGCAAUAUGGAAUCAUUAAAACAAAGAGAGAGACAGAAAACUGUUGUAUUUAUUUCCCUCACGACUCGUCUCCAGACGCCUUUAAGACCAGAGAGUCACGUGACUCCUGACGGGAACUCUGAAGUGAUGAGUAAGUUGGUGCUCCGUCCGUCUGCCGUCACCUUGUUAAACAUCUGUACCAGGAAAGCUGCUCUAUAAGAUGAUAUUUAUGACACGUCCUACUUGGAGAAGGAGAGUAAAGAUAGGUGUAAAUCCAAGAUGUCAGGUCAACACAUGGAUCCAUUUUGUCCCGUUUUUAUUACAUUUAAAGAUCAACAUGACAGUAUUUAGGUCAGU
Messenger RNA from Cololabis saira (Pacific saury), 1979 nucleotides. It is a transcript of the gene stard3nl, whose product is annotated as STARD3 N-terminal like. Lineage: Eukaryota; Metazoa; Chordata; Actinopteri; Beloniformes; Belonidae. The transcript is spliced from 9 exons. The record is from RefSeq and is a predicted model, not a curated record. The coding region runs from base 260 to 949 and encodes 229 amino acids.